AUUGAAUAUAUUUUCUCUGAUAAAACCGGUACUCUCACUUGUAAUGAAAUGGAAUUUAAACAAUGCUCUAUAGCUGGAAUGGCGUAUGCUGAUAAAGUUGAAGAGUCCAUGCGUGCCCGUAUUGUUGAUGGUGUUGAAAUUGGGCUUCAUGAUUUUAAACAAUUAAAAGAUAAUAUAAGGAAUCAUCCAACCGGAAAUGUAAUCAAUGGAUUCUUGUUGGUUCUAUCUAUGUGUCAUACAGUUAUUCCUGAACGUAAAAAAGACAAUCCUAGCC
Molecule: messenger RNA, 274 nt
Organism: Racocetra persica
Lineage: Eukaryota; Fungi; Glomeromycota; Glomeromycetes; Diversisporales; Gigasporaceae
Source: the annotation of a GenBank genome assembly